GACAGCGACAAGUGUUCGUAAUUUCUCGAACUUUCCCCUGCUUUCUCAAACCAUCAUAGACUGAAGACUUUCACAAAUAUACACCGCCAUUGCAUCGUUAUCCUCAUUGCCUCUACUCCUAAUUUGUUCUUGCAAAAUCAACCAAAAAGCUCUCGGGGAGCAGAUGGGUGUUGAUUACUAUCGAAUUUUGCAGGUCGAUAAAAAUGCUACGGACGAUGAUUUGAAGAAGGCCUAUAGAAAACUUGCCAUGAAAUGGCAUCCCGAUAAGAACCCUAACAACAAGAGAGAAGCUGAGGCCAAAUUUAAGCAAAUUUCUGAAGCUUAUGAGGUUCUGAGUGACCCCCAGAAAAGGGCAAUCUAUGAUCAGUACGGUGAAGAUGGCCUAAAGGGUCAGGUGCCACCUCCGGACGCUGGAGGUCCAGGCGGAGCCACCUUCUUCUCCACCGGAGAUGGACCAACAACGUUUCGGUUCAAUCCCCGAAACGCAAACGAUAUUUUCUCUGAAUUCUUCGGAUUUUCAAGCCCAUUUGGCGGCAUGGGUGGAAGAGGACAAAGAUUCUCAUCAAGUUUAUUCGGUGAUGAUGUUUUCGCAUCCUUCGGCAGUAGCGACUUCGACGGCGGAGGCGGUGGCGGUGGCAUAAGCGGUUCCAUGUCCCGACACGCUUCUCGUAAAGCGCCCCCAAUCGAAAGACAACUACCAUGUAGCCUCGAGGAGUUAUACAAAGGAACAACUAAGAAGAUGAAAAUUUCUAGGCAAGUUAUCGACGUUCGUGGGAAAGGAACGAAAACAGAGGAGAUCUUGACGAUCAACAUAAAGCCCGGAUGGAAAAAGGGAACAAAGAUCACAUUCCCAGAGAAGGGAAACGAGGAGCCUGACAUUAUACCAUCAGAUCUUGUUUUUUUGAUUGAUGAGAAGCCUCACAGCGUGUUCACUCGCGAUGGGAACGAUUUAAUUGCCACUCAAAAGAUAUCUCUGGCGGAAGCGUUGACAGGGUACACUGUCCAUCUUACAACGUUGGACGGCCGACAUCUGAGUUUCCCGAUCACUAAUGUAAUCACUCCAAAUUACGAGGAAGUGAUACCCUCAGAAGGAAUGCCCCUUCAAAAAGACCCCACCAAGAAAGGGAAUUUGAGAAUCAAUUUCGAUAUCAAAUUUCCCACCAGACUCACCGCCGAGCAGAAGGCUGGCAUUAGGAAGCUCUUGGGCUAGGCUUGAGCUAAUGAGGGGUUUUUCGUGAAAAUUGGAUCUUUUUUAUUUUAGUAGUGUUGGUUUCUUAUUAGUACUCGGGUGUUAUUAUUACACGGGUGAGUGAGUGAGAGGGUGAGAAAUACACUUUUAAACAUUUUCGUUAUAGUAAUUAUGAUGAGGAUGUAGAGGAAUUUGUUCUCUCCAAAUACGUAAAUUUCUGUUUGUUUGUUUAA
Molecule: messenger RNA, 1422 nt
Organism: Cucurbita maxima (winter squash)
Lineage: Eukaryota; Viridiplantae; Streptophyta; Magnoliopsida; Cucurbitales; Cucurbitaceae
Product: dnaJ homolog subfamily B member 13-like
Exons: 3
Coding region: 164-1210 (348 amino acids)
Cellular component (GO): cytosol
Molecular function (GO): protein-folding chaperone binding
Source: RefSeq, a predicted model, not a curated record